AUGUUUCUUGUACUUAAUGAACUCAAGAAUGUAGGUGAAGACAGACUCGCAAACUUCAACGCUUUGAAAUCAAUUAUAACGGAUAAUGAGAUAAGAAUUAAUGAAAAGAAUCAACCCAGAAGAACUGCUCAGAACGUUGCAAACUUCAUUUUCGUAACUAAUAACGUCUACCCUGUCAAAAUUGAAGUUGGAGACAGAAGAUACGUAGUUUUAAGAGUUAAUGGUAAAUUCAAGGGUCAAUUUGAUUACUUCAAGAAUUUAAUGGAUUCAUGCACAAAGGAAUUUUAUGAUAACCUUUUAACAUAUUUUAUCAAUUACGACCUUUCAUCAUUUAAUGUACGAAUCAUUCCGAUGACUGAAGCCAAACAAGAUUUAAUAGAAUUAUCAACAAAUCCUUUAGAUGUAUGGAUAAAUACACAUUAUGAUGAAUUGUGUGCGGGUAUGACGUGUAAAAAUGCUCUAUUCUGCAAACCAUCAGACAUGAAAGACAAGAAUUUUCAAAUGAGCAUUAAGGAUAAAUGUGAUAGGAAACAUAGAAGAAUAGACGAUAAACAAACAUGGUGUUAUGUUUUGAAAGAAGAAAUGAAAGGAUUAUAUAAACAGGUUGAACCAAACGAUAAUGAGGAUUCAUUUACUGACGAUGAAAUACCUGUAAAUGAUGCUUUAUAA
Trichomonas vaginalis G3 is the source of this 669-nucleotide messenger RNA. RefSeq lists its product as uncharacterized. Bases 1 to 669 code for a protein of 222 amino acids. The transcript has a single exon. Lineage: Eukaryota; Parabasalia; Trichomonadida; Trichomonadidae. The record is from RefSeq and is a predicted model, not a curated record.